GGUCAUACUGGCAGUGACAUAAUUUUGAAACAACACAAUAAUUGACUGCUUAAUUUGGUUACCAAAUUGUCAUGAAACUAAGAUGGCAAAUGGUAAAUGGAUGUCUACGCCAGCAAUGGCGAAACCAUACAAAUAUUAUAACUGCAUCAGCCGCCCCAGUAACCGCUUCUGAACUUAAAGUAAACAAAUCCACUGCACGUGAAACUUUCGUGGAGCGAGUCGAACGCGGUCCUGGACUGAAGGAUUUCUUUACUGUGAGGCCCAAACAACGACUGAUUGAGGACAACGAGAUUUCAGAUACCAGCAAUAAUAUACCUUAUUUGAAUGCUAUAGAUUACAAUGGUCAUGGCAGAAAGGUGUACUUUGAAAUCUACGGCUGCCAGAUGAACUCAAACGACACUGAAGUUGUGUGGAGCUUGUUGCAAGAGCAUGACUAUCAACGUAGUAAGGAUGUGGCUGACGCUGAUGUGAUAAUGCUGAUCACCUGUGCUGUGCGUGAUGGCGCUGAGAAAAAGAUCUGGAACCGUUUGAAGCAUCUACGGGCGCUCAAAGAUCGGCGAGGACACAAAAGACCGCUACAAUUAACACUUUUGGGUUGUAUGGCAGAGCGAUUGAAGGAGAAACUUAUCGAGCAGGAGCAAUGUGUCGAUGUCAUUGCGGGUCCCGAUAGCUAUAAGGAUUUACCAAGACUGCUAGCUGUAGCUCGACACUAUGACAAUGCGGCAAUCAAUGUGCUGCUCUCUUUAGAGGAGACAUAUGCAGAUGUGAUGCCGGUGCGGCUAAACUCCGAAUCCCCAACAGCUUUUGCCUCAAUUAUGCGCGGAUGUGAUAACAUGUGCUCCUACUGCAUCGUGCCUUUUACACGUGGUCGCGAACGUUCCCGUCCUCUCACGUCGAUCGUACGCGAGGUCAAGAACCUCCAGCAACAGGGAGUCAAGGAAGUGACUCUGCUUGGACAAAAUGUUAACUCCUAUAGAGACAGAAGUGGCGAACCUGCAGGAAAAAUUGAUAAUAACGUGGUGCCUGGGUUUAGCACUGUUUAUAAACCUAAAACUGGUGGACUGCCAUUCUCAACGCUGCUGCAAAAUGUUGCCGAGGCUGUUCCGGAAAUGCGGAUACGUUUCACAUCGCCACAUCCGAAGGAUUUCUCCGAUGAUGUACUUCACAUCAUUCGAGAUUAUCCCAAUGUCUGCAAACAGUUGCAUUUGCCUGCCCAAUCUGGUAGCACUUCGGUGCUGACCAGAAUGCGACGCGGCUACACUCGGGAAGCUUACAUGCAGCUAGUGGAACAUAUUCGUGGCAUACUGCCAGAUGUGGGCCUUUCAAGUGAUUUCAUUUGCGGCUUCUGCGGCGAAACGGAGGACGAGUUUGAAGACACAAUUUCGUUGAUCCGCAGUGUACGCUACAAUGUGGCGUUUCUGUUUGCCUACAGCAUGCGCGAGAAAACAACGGCGCAUAGACGGUACGUGGACGAUGUUCCAUCCGAGGUAAAGACGGCCAGGUUAAAACGCAUGGUAGAGGCAUUCCGAGAAGGUGCCACAAAAUUGCACAGACACUUUGAGGGUCGGGAACAGCUCAUCUUAGUUGAGGGCAAAAGCAAACGUUCCGACAACUAUUGGUUUGGGCGCAACGACGCCAACAUCAAAGUUAUUGUGCCGGCAACAGCUUUGCCAUUGACACAGAACAGUGGGCAGCUUAAGGACAUCAAUGUAGGUGAUUUUGUAGUCGCCAAAGUUGUGGACUCAAACUCCCAAGUUCUGAAAGGUAUUCCGCUACGCUACAGCAGCAUUUGCGAUUACCACAACAGUAGCAAAACCAGAUUAAAGCAAGUUCAAUAA
Molecule: messenger RNA, 1838 nt
Organism: Drosophila nasuta
Lineage: Eukaryota; Metazoa; Arthropoda; Insecta; Diptera; Drosophilidae
Product: CDK5RAP1-like protein
Exons: 1
Coding region: 72-1838 (588 amino acids)
Biological process (GO): negative regulation of cyclin-dependent protein serine/threonine kinase activity; tRNA modification
Cellular component (GO): cytosol; mitochondrion
Molecular function (GO): 4 iron, 4 sulfur cluster binding; tRNA-2-methylthio-N(6)-dimethylallyladenosine(37) synthase activity
Source: RefSeq, a predicted model, not a curated record